UGACGUACAGGCAUACUACAGCACGGCGACGCUUAACAUCCGGGGUAUUUUGGCGAGAUGGUCAUGGCGGAGGGUACUGCAGUUCUCAGGAGGAAUCGUCCGGGGACAAAAGCCCAGGAUUUCUACAACUGGCCAGAUGAGUCUUUCGAGGAAAUGGACAGCACCCUGGCUGUUCAACAGUACAUACAGCAGAACAUUCGAUCAGACUGUUCCAACAUUGACAAGAUCCUGGACCCCCCUGAGGGACAAGAUGAAGGUGUCUGGAAGUAUGAACACCUCAGACAGUUCUGUCUGGAGCUGAAUGGCCUGGCUGUGAAACUGCAGAGCGAGUGUCAUCCAGACACCUGCACCCAGAUGACGGCUACAGAGCAGUGGAUCUUCCUGUGUGCCGCUCACAAGACUCCCAAAGAGUGUCCCGCAAUUGAUUACACCAGGCACACCCUAGAUGGCGCUGCCUGCCUUCUCAACAGCAACAAGUAUUUUCCUAGCCGAGUCAGCAUUAAAGAGUCGUCGGUCGCUAAGCUGGGCUCAGUGUGCCGCCGUAUCUACCGGAUAUUCUCCCACGCCUAUUUCCACCACAGGCAAAUAUUCGACAAGUAUGAGAAUGAGACUUUCCUCUGUCACCGGUUCACACGCUUCGUGAUGAAGUACAAUCUCAUGUCCAAGGAUAACCUGAUCGUUCCCAUCUUGGAAGAGGAGGUGCAGAACGCAGCCGCGGGGGAGAGUGAGGCUUGAGCAGUGGCUCGCCACUUGCCAACUGUACACUACAACAUGCACACACCGACGUAACAUACCUAAACCAUAACAGUGUCAUGAGAAAUCCGUGGCACAAAAAAAAGCCUUUUCAGCUAACAUGAUGCUGAGGCCAUUGCUAUAGCCUUGGAAACUGGGAGCAUUUCGGUGUUACAAAACACGAGAGUGUUGUGUGUCUGUGGGUUAUACAUAUGAGGGUUAACGUUCUGAUUAAAAUAAAAAUAAAAAACUUGUAUAUACUGCCUUCCCCUCUGGGAAGGAAAAAAGAUGUCCUGUUGAUAGCUGCUUCUUCUGGACUUGGUCUGACUUCUGUCCUGCUUUCCUGCCCCACCUAGGCAGGCAUGCUGCCUCUUCAUCUGUCUGCCAUUUUUAAAUUAUUGUGUGGGUUGCAACAGCUUGUCUGCCAUGUGAUUUUUUUUCUUUCUUUUUUUUUUAACGAACUAAAGUUUUAUUAUUAUUUUCCGUAUAU
This is a messenger RNA of Paramormyrops kingsleyae, 1222 nucleotides long. RefSeq names its product MOB family member 4, phocein (gene mob4). The record is from RefSeq and is a predicted model, not a curated record. NCBI's taxonomy places the organism in Eukaryota, Metazoa, Chordata, Actinopteri, Osteoglossiformes, Mormyridae.